AUGUCAUCUGGCAGCCUGGCUAUCCACCUGUUUUCUCUAUCAAACAAACUUCCUCUCGGGACUUGCCACUCAUGGACAUACGACCUUUUGCUUUGUCGCCGCGGCAAGUUCCUCAUAGUCGAGCUUUAUUUUCGCUCAUUUGUUGACAAUAACAUGCAAUACGUUGGAUUAGACAUUGGCUUCCACGUUCAGUCAAGUACGCGAUAUACGUUGGCAACUCUCGGGCGCAGCGGCGCUGAUAUCACCGUUGAUGGACCAAGCAUCUCUCGAAUACAGUGCUCAUUUGAGACCCAUGCAGAGAGUGAUGUUGUAAUGCUAUACGAUCGGUCAAACUCGCAAACAACCGAGGUUUUUGGUGUUGGAUGCGUACCAUUUGAACCUGGGCGUCGCCGUAGGAUCGUCGUGCGAUCAGAUGUCAACUGCAUGCUCAGCAUGGGUGGUAACGAAGAGGACCUAGUUCAAUUCCGACUGGUGUGGCACCGGGUUGAGUUUAACGCGAAUUAUGAGGUUGCGAAUCGGGUGGAAACCCCCAUGCAGGCUCGAACCAUAGACAACAUUCCGACGGCGGCACCCAGUCGUCUCCCAUCAAUCCAAGUGCCUGUCCACCACGAGCCGCAAAUAAGGUAUAAAGAAUUGGCUCCGCUUGGGGCGGGAGCUUACGGUACGGUUUCUAAGGUUAUUGAUAUGGAUUCUGGGAAAUUCAUGGCUGUCAAGUGCGUUCGGCCGCCCCCCGGCGGAUUUAAAGACUGGGAUCUCACUCGACUACAGCGAGAAAUUGAGGCACUUUACAACUGUUCUCAUCCAAACAUCAUAGAAUACAUACGAUACCAGAGGUUAUCGGAGCGGUUCGAGAUCUUCAUGGCCUUGAAGGAAGGAAACGUCGAUUAUCUGAUACAGAGGUGUGUCUUCGACGAGCACGAGCACUGCGGUAACAAUCUUCUUCAUCAAAUGCUCAGCGCGCUAGAUUAUCUCGCCUCUUACGGUAUUAUCCAUCGCGAUGUUAAGCCCGCUAACAUCCUUUACACCACCUUGGGUAAACUCGACUAUCGAUAUUAUCUCACGGAUUUUGGUUUUUGCAAUUCUGUUGAUCAGGCUAGAUCAGGGGUCGGCUCGCUCAUGUAUAUGGCUCCGGAAUUGCUACAGGGGAAUCAAUUUCCGCAGACACCUAAAGCAGACAUAUGGUCUCUAUUUGUGACCCUGGCGUGGGCGGUGAAUGCGGACAAUUAUAGGAGCCAAAACCUGUUCACAGCGGAGGAAAUAGUUAGUGCGGCCCUAGAUGCCGCAAGAACGGAACGCAUGCAUCAUCUCAAAGAUAUGGCCGAAAUUGAGCCAGAUAAACGUGCUUCGUCAUCGCAGAUGCUUCUACGACACUACAACGGGAUUGGCCGAACCAUACCGCUUGAACAGGUCGAAACCACCACUUCUGCUAAGCAUACCCAGGAAGAUGUUAUCAUGGGCAGCACAAGCCCACAACUGGGAUGGCCGCCGCCCGGUCCCACAUAUCCCUCACCUCAGACCGCUUUGACCACCGGACUCGGGAUAAGUACCUUUGAUGAGCGACCUCAAUAG
Messenger RNA from Histoplasma capsulatum G186AR, 1569 nucleotides. RefSeq names its product CAMK family protein kinase. Gene Ontology annotation, cellular component: cytoplasm; autophagosome. Gene Ontology annotation, molecular function: ATP binding; protein serine/threonine kinase activity. The coding region runs from base 1 to 1569 and encodes 522 amino acids. The transcript is spliced from 3 exons. Lineage: Eukaryota; Fungi; Ascomycota; Eurotiomycetes; Onygenales; Ajellomycetaceae. Gene Ontology annotation, biological process: protein autophosphorylation; peptidyl-serine phosphorylation; autophagosome organization. The record is from RefSeq and is a predicted model, not a curated record.